This is a messenger RNA of Mytilinidion resinicola, 2654 nucleotides long. Its product is annotated as TPR-like protein. Bases 312 to 2432 code for a protein of 706 amino acids. Gene Ontology annotation, molecular function: protein binding. NCBI's taxonomy places the organism in Eukaryota, Fungi, Ascomycota, Dothideomycetes, Mytilinidiales, Mytilinidiaceae. The record is from RefSeq and is a predicted model, not a curated record. The transcript has 2 exons.
GUGAGCCAGGCGAAGCUAAUGCCGAUGGCCAAAAUUCGAAGCCACUCCACGAUAUUCCGGCAGUCCUCAUUUGGCAUUUCGUCGAGCGACCCAAGCUUCUUGAUCACCUCGAGGAGAGUAUCGCGAUUGAACGUCAAGAUCUGACCAGACCCACCGUACUAGUCCUCUGGGCCAUUGGCGGCCAAGGUAAAAGCCAACUAGUUUUGCGGUUUUGCCGAUUAAACAGCACGACGACACAAUACCGGGGCAUUUUCUGGAUAGAUGCCUCUUCUCGAGACACUACAAUACAAGCUUUCAAGAAAAUAGGAAUCAUGCUGUCUGGUAAGACCUUCGGGGGGAACUUGCACUCCAAGCGAGCAAAAAGGUUCUUGACACAUGAUAUGAUUGUUGAAGAGCUCGAAGGGUGGGAUGAAGAGUGGCUCCUAGUGUUUGAUAAUUACGACGACACCUCGUCAUUCGAUCUCAAUGAGUAUAUCCCGAAGCUUGGAAAGGGCACCGUCCUGAUCACAACCCGAGAUGCGCGCCUUGGCCAAGAUGGCUGGAAAAGAAUCCCCAUCCCCGAGAUGAGAGAAGAAGAGGCACUCAGGCUUCUCCUUCCCGAUACCGAUUACAAUACACUACCGGAAGAGGAUGCACGUGCGUGUAAGGAGAUUGUCAGUAUGUUAGGGUAUCUUCCCCUAGCUAUCGAUCAAACACGAUGGUUCUUUUCUCAAUUCAACUUCACCUCUCAGAUGCGCGAAUACGUCGAGGUUUUCAACAACUAUAAGAACAAUCUAAUCGAUGCUGAAUGGGGCUACAAACGUGGCGAAGAAUCCCGCAACUGGUAUACGACAUUUGAGCAAUCUUUCGAAGCUAUUGCAUCCACCAAAUACGGGAAAUUAGCGACUCACAUUCUGACGAUCUCCGCAUUCUUUGGUGGCGCGAGUCUCCGCGAGGACUUCUUCUCAGCAUAUUUCGAGGCCGACUCGCGUUGGAUCCAAUCACUUGGUCUGCGCGACAAGUGGGAUACUCUUUAUUUCCGAGGCAUUCUCGCCGAACUGGUUCAGCGUAGCCUCAUACGCCUUGAGAACAAUGGACGAAACUGCUUUUCGUUGCAUCCAAUAAUCCGCGAAUGGCUACGCGUUAGACCUGAGUCGAGGCGGUACGACUACCUGUCCGAGGCAGUCUUGAUCCUUGUGGCAUAUACCAAAAGUACAGCAGACAGCUCUCUUCCUUUUAGAGUACAACAAGACCUUCUUGUCCACCUGGAAAGCUUCCUUGGGGACCCAGUCGUACAGAAGAAGCUCUCCUUCCGGCCCGAUAACGAGUCUGAGCAGGCAUCCCUCGUCAUGACCUUUGCGUCGGUUUACAGAACCAGUAGCCAUCUUAGAGAAGCCAAGAAACUACUCCAGGGUUUGAUAGAAGCGCGUCGAGAGUCUGGUGUCGCAGAUAGCAACCCAGUGAGCAUAGAGCUUCAAAUCGAGCUUGGGGAGACAUUCAUAGAUGACGGCGAGUACACGGAGGCACGCGAGCACUUUUCCUCUGUGCUCAAGUACGCCGACAAGUUGAACCGAACGUCGCAUUGCCGGACACUCCUCGGAUUUGCAGACACCCUGGGGGCUCGAGGCGACUUCCGAGCAGCGUAUCCCAUGGCGAGACAGGCGCAAGAUCUGGCCGCCACUUGGGCGGGCGUGAACUCUCGUUUAAACUUCAGGGCAAUUUUCGUCCUUGCCAGAAUUCAGGCCGGUUUGGGCCGUUUGAUUGAGGUCGGCAAUCUCGUUAACGGAGCCUACGAUAGAGCCUACGUUGCUUUUGGCUCCUGUGACAGGACCACUCUGGAAGCAUCGUACAUGCGGGCAGGGGACAUGAUGGCGAGGUUGGAUUUCGACACUGCCAAGUCAUUCGCUGAGCAGACUUUAGUAACAAGUGAAAAUCUGAACGGACCUGACCACCGUCUUACCCUCAAUGGCUACAUCUCAUUAGGCUAUAUUUAUGGCCGUCAGGGACUACACAGCAAAGCUCGAAAUUGCUUCGAGGUAGCCAAAUCGCGAGCGGGCUCGCUGUUUGGAGGUACUCAUGCUGACGUAAUGGUUGAGCUUACUAUAGGGGAAACAUACUUUGCAGAACACAAUUAUGAAGAAGCCGAGAAACAGUUCCAAAGUGGCAAAAACAUGAGCGAAAAGAUACACGAUACUACAAUGGAGGUUGCAUGCACAGUAUCCCUUUUCAGGCUUUACUUUGCUCAGAAGAAAUUUCGGAAAGCUAUCCCGAUGGCGUGGGUCUUCGUACAGAAUUUUCCGUUCCGCUUCUUUUUCAGAACCAACAAGACGAUGGUCAUCUCGGCGGCAGUAUUUGGGCUUUUACUAGUUAUAUCUGGCUUGAAGGGCUAUUUCAUGACAGUGGUGGCUCUUGUUUCAUUAUUACUAGUUGCCGUAUGGUUUUUAUUCUUCUGACCAGGCCGGUCAAUCGAUUCCUUUCUCAACCUUCUCUGAUCAGACGAGUGACAAAAUUACCGCAGACAACGAACCUGGUUAGAUUUUGGCUUACUUCGCGUGCUCCACUAGCCAGUUGUCUCAUUUCCUACACCUUUACUUUCAUCUUUCAUCUAACACCCCCUGAGACCGAGACCGCGCCUGACCCCGUCAGCAAGCCUAGCGUAAUAUCAUUAACGGAGC